This is a messenger RNA of Periophthalmus magnuspinnatus, 1191 nucleotides long. RefSeq names its product scavenger receptor cysteine-rich type 1 protein M130-like. Gene Ontology annotation, cellular component: membrane. Lineage: Eukaryota; Metazoa; Chordata; Actinopteri; Gobiiformes; Gobiidae. The transcript is spliced from 7 exons. The record is from RefSeq and is a predicted model, not a curated record. Bases 1 to 1191 code for a protein of 396 amino acids.
AUGGGGCCCUAUGGAGACUGGCUCCUGGAGGACACAGCUGCUGUGUGCAGAGACCUGGACUGUGGCUCUGCUGUUUAUGGAGAAAAGAGAAAGGAUUUUCCACAGAGUCCAGUGUGGUGGGUCUCAUCUGACUGUGUGAAGAAGUUUGCAGUGAGAGACUGUGUCUAUGAUUCUUCCUCCUCUUCCUCCUCUUCCUCGGGUCUGGAGGUGAAGUGUUCAGACUCGGUGCGUCUGGUCUCGGGGCCCAGUCUGUGCUCAGGAUCAGUGCAGAUCUGGGACCAGUCCUGGACCUGGGUCUGUGAAGGGGCCUUGGACCAGCAGGGGGCAGAGGUGCUGUGCAGGGAGCUGGGCUGUGGGGCUCCUUCUCUCCUCCAGGGGGCGCUCUCUCCUCUGGAGCAGACGUUCCACUGUGAGGGCCAUGAGUCUGCUCUGAUGGACUGUCCCCGCUCCGGCUCAGAGACCUGCUCCUCUGGAGCCGCUGUCAACCUCACCUGCUCAGAGCCGCUCAGGCUGGUGGGAGGGGCCAGUCGCUGUGCUGGGACUGUGGAGAUGAGACACAGAGGAGAGUGGAGACGGAUGGAGCCCAAUAGACACUGGCUCCUGGAGGACAUAUCUGCUAGUCCAGUGUGGGGAGUCUUACCUUACUGUGUGAAGAAGGCUGCAGUGAGAGACUGUGUCGAUGAUUAUUCCUCCUCUUUCUCCUCUUCCUCGGGUCUGGAGGUGAAGUGUUCAGACUCGGUGCGUCUGGUCUCGGGGCCCAGUCUGUGCUCAGGAUCAGUGCAGAUCUGGGACCAGUCCUGGACCUGGGUCUGUGAAGGGGCCUUGGACCAGCAGGGGGCAGAGGUGCUGUGCAGGGAGCUGGGCUGUGGGGCUCCUUCUCUCCUCCAGGGGGCGCUCUCUCCUCUGGAGCAGACGUUCCACUGUGAGGGCCAUGAGUCUGCUCUGAUGGACUGUCCCCGCUCCGGCUCAGAGACCUGCUCCUCUGGAGCCGCUGUCAACCUCACCUGCUCAGAGCCGCUCAGGCUGGUGGGAGGGGCCAGUCGCUGUGCUGGGACUGUGGAGAUGAGACACAGAGGAGAGUGGAGACGGAUGGAGCCCUAUGGAUAUAAUGGACCCUGGGUCCUGGAGGACACAGCUGCUGUAUUGAUGUUUCUUCUCUUCUUUUUACGCUUCUCCACACCCGACGGGUAG